AUGUGCGGUGAUACUACCCGAACCGCCAACGGCGGAACCAUCGCUGUCGUCUUCCCUCUAGACCAGCUUUGUUCAUCGAAUAGCUCGGUCGCUUCGCUGUCUUCAUCCCCGGACUCAGUGACAUCCACUGCAUCCAUGUCUCCAUAUUCAUUGUUCUUCCGCGACCCAGAGUCAAACAGUCGCAAGACCAAGGCCACUUUCCACAUCGACGAUGCCGACACUUACAACGCAUUGCGGGGACAUCGGCAACUCGAUAUGCGUAUCGAGAAAUACGGUGACCUCUCCACAAACACGGCAACGUCUCCUCCUCCACUACACAAAUUUCGACUAGACUUCGCCCGGGGACAGUCCACGGCAGGGCCGGCACCAAGGACGGUAGAAUUCGAGCUGCCCGAACGGCUGGACCUGGGCGCUUCGGAGAAGGGGGUUGUGGGCCGUCAGGUCACGAUGGAAGCGGGCGGGUCAAUCCUAGGGGUCGGGAUCGUUGGAUACAAUUAG
This is a messenger RNA of Penicillium chermesinum, 498 nucleotides long. RefSeq lists its product as uncharacterized. The transcript has 2 exons. Bases 1 to 498 code for a protein of 165 amino acids. The record is from RefSeq and is a predicted model, not a curated record. Lineage: Eukaryota; Fungi; Ascomycota; Eurotiomycetes; Eurotiales; Aspergillaceae.